AUGCACUCCUUCAUCGCCCUUUCCGUGCUCUCGGCACUGACCGCAUCGGUCUCGGCCAUCCCAUACGCCGCUCACCAGGCUCAUCAGCACCUCCAUGCCCGCAAGAACUUCCUGAAGUACGAUGUGACUCCGAUCGCUGGACGAGACGAGUCGCUCCCAGUCGCACCUUUCGGACAAUGUGGCGGUGAUUCUGGGUUUGGCUGUGCGGAAGGUUUCUGCUGCUCGCAGUGGGGAUACUGCGGCAAGAGCCAGGACUACUGCGGUACGGGAUGUCAGUUCGGCGCAUGCUUUGGCAAUUCCAGCAUUCCAGCAGCAAGUGGCACUGCUCCUGUCGGUACUGCGAGCGCCAAUGAGAGCACCAUUAGCAUCGCUUUCGCUACCAAGGAUUCCGGCAAUGGCCCACCAGCUGGCUACACCAACUCUCCCGUUCAGACCGUUGACACCAGCGACAAGGGUGUCCCGACCUCAGCCCCCGCUGCACCCACCUUCUUCUCGGGUCCUUCUCCUGCUCAGUACACUACAUUCGUGACCCAGUACGCCACAGUUUCUAGCGCCGAGGCACCAGCCAGCACCUCUGCUCCAGCAUACAGUCCCCCAGCACCACCUGCAUACAGCGCACCAGAGUCUUCAUCGAGUGCUGAAGCUCCAGUGAGCACAUCUGAAGUCGCUCCAUCACCACCAGCGUACAGCGCACCAGAGUCGUCCAGUGCUGCUGCUCCUACUACCUACAGCGCUCCGGCGCCGCCAGCAUACACCACACCAGCAUCUUCAAGCGAAGCAGCUCCGACCACCGCCGCUCCCACCUCAGAAGCUCCAUCUUCCAGCGCGCCUGCUGCUUCCUCAUACAGCGCCCCCAGCGGCGGCUCAGGUGGUGGCAAGGGCGACACAUACACGAUGUACACUGGUGAUGGCAGCACAUCAGCGGGAUGGCCAUCAUUGGAGGAGUGGCUCGACUUUGAGUCUCUGUGGCAAACGAACAUGCAAUACAUCUCAGUCUCCUGCAGCAACUCCUUCCAAGUCCCUGACAACACCGACGAGGAAUCCAACGACCUCAAGUCUGCCAUCCAAGCCCAGGCUCAAGACACUGGGGUUGACGAGCGUUUCAUCCUUGCGGUCGUCAUGCAGGAAUCCAAGGGCUGCGUCCGCGCACCAACCACCAACAACGGCGUCAUCAACCCAGGCCUCAUGCAAGACCACGAUGGCUCUGGAUCAUGCAACAAGGCAUCGAUCGGUGGUCAAGUCAUGACACCCUGCCCAUCUGACCAGAUCACGCAAAUGAUCAAAGACGGCACAUCAGGUACUUCGGCAGGUGACGGUCUCCAGCAAUGCAUCACCCAAGCCAGCUGCGAAGACGUCAGCAAGUACUACAAGGCCGGCAGGAUCUACAACUCCGGCAGUGUGGACCCAUCCGGCGACCUGGGCGCUGGUAUCGCGACCCACUGCUACGCUAGUGACAUUGCCAACCGCCUGACUGGGUGGGUCACCGCCGCGACCAAGUGCACUUUGACUUGA
Zasmidium cellare ATCC 36951 is the source of this 1512-nucleotide messenger RNA. RefSeq names its product carbohydrate-binding module family 18 protein. Bases 1 to 1512 code for a protein of 503 amino acids. The record is from RefSeq and is a predicted model, not a curated record. Gene Ontology annotation, molecular function: chitin binding. Lineage: Eukaryota; Fungi; Ascomycota; Dothideomycetes; Mycosphaerellales; Mycosphaerellaceae. The transcript has a single exon.